Didymodactylos carnosus is the source of this 1032-nucleotide messenger RNA. NCBI's taxonomy places the organism in Eukaryota, Metazoa, Rotifera, Eurotatoria, Philodinida, Philodinidae. The record is from the annotation of a GenBank genome assembly.
AUGUUGCAUUCACUACCGGAAGGUGAUCCGAAGAUUGAGAAAUGCAAUAUUGGCCUUGAAAAAGUUGCUAAUGAAAGAGAGAAUAACCCACCUGAGAAACGAUCUGAAGUUGUGAAAAUGUAUAUGAAACGCGGCAAGAUUUGGUCAGAAAAACAAGAUUAUGAUCGAGCUAUAGAAAACUACUCUAAAGCGUUAGAUGCACAAUUGAACGACGACGGACCUAAUAAUUAUGAAACCGCUGAUAUUUUCACGACACUGGGCCAUGUGUACACGACUUUGAAAAAUUACAAUUUAGCUCUUCAGUACUAUGACGAAGCUUUUGAAAUACAAGCAAAAUUAUUCGAAGAAUACGCUCCAGAAAUUGUAGUAGCAUCAAACCGAUUCUUUGAAAGCAACAGUAUUGACGCACGUGAGUAUUCAGAUUCACUAGUAGACUUAUCUCGAAAUUAUCAAAAACUUCCACAAUCACUGAACAACAAAGGCAAAAUAAACUAUUACAAAAAAGAAUAUGAAAGAGCUAUGAGAUCGUACGAACGAGCAUUAGAAGUUCAACUACUGUUUCAUGCGAACGGUCCUCAGAUCGAGAUUGCCAAAACAUACAUUAACAUUGCUGAACUUUAUGAAGAACGCUAUCAUAAUUAUGCCGAAGCAUUACUUAACUAUGAGAAAGCCUUAGACGUAUAUGAAAAAGCGGCAGGUUCAGUUUUUUCUCAAGAGGUUGCAAAGAUUCAUAAUGAUAUUAUGCGUGUCAAAACAGAAUUUCUGAAUUCGUCGUCACUUUCUCCUAGAAAAACAGAAAAUGAAAGUCGACUGGAAGAAAUCACACGCCCAGAACAAAGUGAAGCGAAUGUACAUGUUGAUAUCGACGAAGAAGAAGACAACUUUCUAAAUGAAUUUCAACGUCAGCUUCUACUGAGAAAGGCGUUACUUUCAAAGGGACACGAUUUGAGCCAGAUUGUAGCAAUCUAUAUUUAUUGUCGAGACAGCGAAGAUAAUGAGCAGUGGUCAAAUGCUUAUGAAAAAGUGAGAUGA